UGUAAUACUCGGAGAUGAUAAAACAUUAAAACCCUAGUCUCUAGGAAUACGACUCUCUCCGACCAUCAUCCGCCGGUGACAACUCACACUCUUUCCGGAGAUUGACGGUAGCGCUGUACAUACAGUUUAUUUGGAACGAGGUACAUAGAUAAACCUUUAGUGAGAUUGAGAAUGGGGGGCGGCGAAGGUAGAGAUGGAGAUUGGGAGUGCAAUGGCUGUGGGAACAGAAAUUAUGCGUUCAGAUCGUUCUGUAACCGGUGCAAACAGCCCCGACUCCUUGUCGACCCCAAAUCCCAUGCCGAUUCAAAAUGGCUCCCUCGUAUCGGCGAUUGGAUCUGUACUGGUUGCACUAACAACAAUUAUGCCUCUCGAGAAAAGUGCAAAAAAUGUGGAGAACCAAAGGAGGUAGCAGCUCUUCCAGCACACGCAAUGCCUUACUUCCCACAAGGAGUACAAGACCACAGAUUCAACAUAGGAUUGCUUGCCAAUGGAGGUCUACCUCUGAACCCUAACUGGCUUCUAGCAGGAGGAAAUGACAAAUUUAGCCUUCAAGCAGCUAUCACAUGGCCAACCCAUUUGGGUGCUACUGUUAAUGGUAUUGGUAAUUCCCAUAAUACCCCUAAUCCACUUCCAUAUAUCAACCAAGCCACCCAGGUUAUGGUCCAGAAAGGGUGGCGUAAUGGUGACUGGAUAUGUGCAUGUGGUUUUCACAAUUAUGCUUCUAGAGCUCAGUGUAAAAAAUGUAAUGCUUCAAUGCCACCAGCUUUGGGAACAAAAAGGUUAGCAUCUGAAGAACUUGUUCAAGAUUGGGAUAACAAAAGAUUGAAUGCUGGACAGAGAUUUGAAAUGCAACAUUCGUAUCCAAUACUUAGUCAGUUACCGAGUUCCUCAUAUUCAUCAUCUAGCCAGAUGGCGAAUUUUGUGACCAAUCAGGGAGAUGGUGUCUAUCCACUGCAACUUAGCUUGCAAACACCUCAAAUGGUGUCAAUGGCAACAACACUACCUGGGAAAGGGGCAAAGCAAUGGCGUGAUGGGGAUUGGAUGUGCACUAAUUGUCACAAUCACAAUUAUGCAUCUCGCUCCAAAUGCAAUAAGUGUAACACACAAAGAGAAGGACCUAGUCUCUCAGUUGGUGUUGCUUAGUCACCAUGGAAAAAAGGGUUAAAUGCAGGAAACAAGAAUGUACUUUUAUAUAUUUGUUUAUUACAACAUCCUACUUUUAUUUUCUCAUAUUAUAACAUUGUACUUUGAAAAAUCAAAUAAAAAUAUAAAAAUGAUGUAAUUGGGAAAAAAAUGAGAAGGGUUGUUAUAAAUGAACAAAUAAAUGAAAGUGCAUUGCUA
Molecule: messenger RNA, 1341 nt
Organism: Lactuca sativa (garden lettuce)
Lineage: Eukaryota; Viridiplantae; Streptophyta; Magnoliopsida; Asterales; Asteraceae
Product: zinc finger (Ran-binding) family protein
Biological process (GO): regulation of DNA-templated transcription
Cellular component (GO): cytoplasm
Molecular function (GO): mRNA binding
Source: RefSeq, a predicted model, not a curated record